This is a messenger RNA of Otolemur garnettii (small-eared galago), 2972 nucleotides long. It is a transcript of the gene KIF2C, whose product is annotated as kinesin family member 2C. The transcript is spliced from 20 exons. Lineage: Eukaryota; Metazoa; Chordata; Mammalia; Primates; Galagidae. Gene Ontology annotation, molecular function: ATP binding; microtubule motor activity; microtubule binding. Gene Ontology annotation, biological process: microtubule-based movement. Bases 390 to 2399 code for a protein of 669 amino acids. The record is from RefSeq and is a predicted model, not a curated record.
GACCUCACUGGGGGUGUGAACAGGACAUAGGUAAGGCAUGAGGAGGAAGCUAUAACUGGGGAAGAAGUUUCGGGGGCCAAUAGAAAAUGUAGGUAGACUUAGGGUUAAGUAGCAGCUGUUGGGAACUUGUCCUUGCCCAUAAGAUCUUGAAGGGCCAUCCGUUUUGACUAUCACCAGGCAGUUUGAAAUUAUUUCCUCUGUGUCAGCUAGCUAGAGGUGCUUGGGGUGCUGUGCCCAGCAAGACCCCCCCUCCCCAGAAGAGUAGGGGAGCCAAGUGGCCUAGAUCUACUGUGGACUACCUGUUUGCUUGCCUGUCAGCUUCUCUUCACCUCAUUCUCAUCACUGACAGCUGCCGUUGGCCUGGAAAUCAGAAACCCAUAUCCACCUAGAUGAUUGAUUUUGGGGAUGUGGCUUCAAUAAACCCAGAACUCUUACAGCUUCUUCCCUUACAUCCGAAGGAUAAUCUGCCCCUGCAGGAAGAUGUAACAGUCCAGAAACAAAAACGUAGAUCGGUCAACUCCAAAAUUCCUGCUCCAAAAGAAGGUCUUCGAAGCCGCUCUACUCGCAUGUCAACUGUCCCAGAGGUUUGCAUCACCACUCAGGAGAAUGACAUGGAGGUGGAGUUGCCUGCAUCUGCAAACUCCCGCAAGCAGUUUUCCGUUUCCACUGCUCCCCCCAGGCCCUCCUGCCCUGCAGUGGCUGAAAUACCAUUGACUAUGGUCAGUGAGGAAGAGCAAGUGCAUCCCAUUCGAGGCAGCUCUUCUGCAAACGCUGGGAACUCAGUUCGAAGAAAAUCAUGUCUUGUGAAGGAAAUGGAAAAAAUGAAGAACAAGCGGGAAGAGAAGAGGGCCCAGAACUCUGAAAUGAGAAUAAAGCGAGCCCAGGAGUAUGACAACAGUUUUCCAAACUGGGAAUUUGCCCGAAUGAUUAAAGAAUUUCGGGCUACUCUGGAAUGUCAUCCACUUACUAUGACUGAUCCUAUCGAAGAGCACAGGAUAUGCGUCUGUGUUAGGAAACGCCCACUGAACAAGCAAGAAUUGGCCAAGAAAGAAAUUGAUGUGAUUUCCAUUCCUAGCAAGUGUUUCCUCUUGGUACAUGAACCUAAAUUAAAAGUAGACUUAACGAAGUAUCUGGAGAACCAAGCGUUCUGCUUUGACUUUGCGUUUGAUGAAACAGCUUCAAAUGAAGUCGUCUACAGAUUCACAGCAAGACCACUGGUACAAACAAUAUUUGAAGGUGGAAAAGCAACUUGUUUUGCAUAUGGCCAGACAGGAAGUGGCAAGACACAUACUAUGGGUGGAGACCUCUCUGGGAAAGCUCAGAAUGCAUCCAAAGGGAUCUAUGCCAUGGCCUCCCGGGACGUCUUCCUGCUGAAGAAUCAGCCCCGCUACCGGAAACUGAGCCUGGAAGUCUAUGUGACAUUCUUCGAGAUCUACAACGGGAAGCUGUUUGACCUGCUCAACAAGAAGACCAAGCUGCGAGUUCUGGAGGACGGCAAGCAGCAGGUGCAGGUGGUGGGGCUGCAGGAGCACCUGGUUAACUCAGCUGAAGAUGUCAUCAAGAUGAUUGAUGUGGGCAGCGCCUGCAGAACCUCUGGGCAGACGUUUGCCAACUCCAACUCCUCCCGCUCCCAUGCCUGCUUCCAGAUUCUUCUUCGAGCCAAAGGGAGAAUGCAUGGCAAGUUCUCUUUGGUGGAUCUGGCAGGGAAUGAGCGUGGUGCGGACACUUCGAGUGCUGACCGGCAGACCCGCAUGGAGGGUGCAGAAAUCAACAAGAGUCUUCUGGCGCUGAAGGAGUGUAUCAGGGCCCUGGGACAGAACAAGGCUCACACCCCAUUCCGCGAGAGCAAGCUGACACAGGUGUUGAGGGACUCAUUUAUUGGGGAGAACUCAAGGACUUGUAUGAUUGCCAUGAUCUCACCAGGCAUAAGUUCCUGUGAAUAUACUUUAAACACACUGAGAUAUGCAGACAGGGUCAAGGAGCUGAGUCCCCACAGUGGACCCAGUGGAGAGCAGCCAAUUCAAAUGGAAACAGAAGACAUGGGAGCCAGCUCUAACGGGACCUCCAUGACAGGCAACUUCUCCAAGGAAGAGGAAGAGCUGUCUUCCCAGAUGUCCAGCUUUAAUGAAGCCAUGACUCAAAUCAGGGAGCUGGAGGAGAGGGCUGUGGAAGAGCUCAAGGAGAUUAUACAGCAAGGACCAGGCUGGCUUGAGCUUUCUGAGAUGACGGAGCAGCCAGAUUACGACCUGGAGACCUUUGUGAACAAAGCAGAAUUUGCCCUGGCACAGCAAGCUAAGCAUUUCUCAGCUCUGCGAGAUGUCAUCAAGGCCUUGCGCCUGGCCAUGCAGCUGGAAGAGCAAGCUAGCAAACAGAUAAGCAGCAAGAAACGGCCCCAGUGACAACUGCAAAUAAAGAUGUUUGGUUUCACCAGGCUCUUCCCUUCCCUCCCCUGUGAACUUUGGGCAGCUGGUGCAUCUAGUCAGGAUCUGAGCUGGGCAGGCUUCGGUAAAUGCGCCACAUUAAUGGGGCCACCUGGAUCUGGGGCAGCUGGGGAGGGGGUAAAAGUGACAUGAGACACUACUUUUCCUCAGUUGAUGCCCUUAAGGGAAAGGAGGAAGGAGCUUUUAGUUACCAUCUGUGUUGCCCUUCUAUCAAGAGGGGAGUGCUCACUCAUGCAGAGUUUCCCUUGGGCAGCUACCUGUGUGGACUGGCUGCUGGUGGAGGGCACUCUGCAUUGUUCUGGCUCUGGGGAGAAAGAAGCCUUUAGUCCAGCUCUCUGCUGGGUCUGGCCUGCCUUCUACCCCUUUGGUCUGAGCACUGAUAUGUCUUCUACUUAAAAAAAUGUUUUUGGGAUCUCUUCUUUCCUUGCUAUUUCUUGAGGCCCAUGAGGAUCCCUACUGUUUUCUGUUGUAUGUGUUUAUACAUUGUGUAUAAUAAAGAGGGGAAAAAUCAGUCUUUUGUAUGGUGUGUGG